Sycon ciliatum is the source of this 5816-nucleotide messenger RNA. RefSeq names its product telomerase-binding protein EST1A-like. The coding region runs from base 242 to 3913 and encodes 1223 amino acids. Gene Ontology annotation, biological process: nuclear-transcribed mRNA catabolic process, nonsense-mediated decay. The transcript has 19 exons. Gene Ontology annotation, molecular function: telomerase RNA binding; protein binding; telomeric repeat DNA binding. The record is from RefSeq and is a predicted model, not a curated record. NCBI's taxonomy places the organism in Eukaryota, Metazoa, Porifera, Calcarea, Leucosolenida, Sycettidae. Gene Ontology annotation, cellular component: telomerase holoenzyme complex.
UCAAAUUACACGUAGUGAUAAUGCGUUGUCACUAUGUGUAAUUGACUCACUCAGUUUAUGUUUAGUCUGUCCAUGACAUUUGCCUAUGACUAUGUUCACAUAUGCACAUCAUGUCCAAAGGCAGGCAACGACUACGUUUAGGAGAAACCUUGGGUCGAGAUAUAGCGCAUUGUCCGCUGUUUUGUCAUGAUGCCGAAUUGUAUGGAAUUUCAAUUACCUUCCACGCGUACACAGACACUGAAUGCCUGCAACUAUGAGUUCUUCUCGAAUAUCUGUCAGCUGGAAAGUCCUCAGCAGCACGGCAGAAUGGUUGGAUAAGGAGGAAAGCAAGCGGCGUGAGGAGAAGAAGCUGUCUCGGCGGAGCAGACUCGCUACAGACACAGCCAGCCAUGGUGUGCUGUCCAGGCUGCCUGAUAAAGCUGACGAUAGUCCGCGUUCAUCGGUGGAGACCAGAGAAGAAGUGCUGCCAAGUCAGCAGUCUGAAGGGCGUCGCCAUGCUGCGGAGAAAGUACAGCAAAUACAGGUAGACCGUCACACUGGCCGAGAAGUGCACAACACUGGUGCUCUUGACGAUCGUGUCUCAAACCGCAAGCAUGCUGACAGUGACAAACUUGUUGCAGCUAACCAACAUGGACGUGCGGUACGGCCCGCAAAGGCUGGUCUGGACUCGAGUCGUGCUGGAAUUCUACGCGUUCCUGCAGGUACGUCCAUCGAUGCUGAUGCAGCUGCCGCAUGCGAGGAGAGACAAACCGCAGCUGCAGCCCAAGCCAGUGUACGUCAAUCUAAGCCGAUGAGUCGACAGGAAAGGCCGCCUGUGCGGCAGCCAAUAGAACCACAGCAACACCAGCAACACCAACAGCACCGCCAGCAGCAACGACAACAGCAACACCACCACCAGCAGCAACAACAGCAACCGCAACGAAGGCGAGCAGACGACUCGUUAGCACUCAUGUGCAAGCGUAUCGGUCAUCUUGAGCAGAAAGUGACCGGUCUGAUAGAGCGUGAUGUGACACCGAGAACGAUUUCAUCCAUUGUGGCAGCAAGUGAGCAGCUACAAGCGGUGUGCAUUGCCACGCUCUUACAGCACAGCGGCCAGUCGCUCAAAGCUAAAGUGGAUCAGAAGUUCUGGCGAUACGGAUGCUAUGCUGUGGUGGAGGCGCUACGCCGCAAGGUCCAGGAGACUGCCGCAAUAUCUGUGGAUUCUGUAGCGUUUUGGCAGCAACAUCUGCUGGCGUUCGUCGAAAAGUCCAAUGAGCUGCUUCUGGAGCUUGUGGAGAAGUUGCAAGAGCAGGCCUCACUGGACUUGUCAGCACUCAUCGAACGAGAACGUGCACACUUGGUCCUAUCUUCCAAGGCUAAACUAGCUGUUGUUCUCUGCCACAAUUGUUUCAUUUGGAUGGGAGACCUUGCUCGCUACAGUCAGGAAGUUGAGGCUACGAAAGACUGGUCUCUGGCACGACAGUGCUAUAUGAAGGCCACUGACCUGACACCGCGCAACGGUAAACCACACAAUCAGCUAGCUAUUCUGGCUUUGCACACUCGCCGCAAGCUGGAUGCCAUCUUCUACUACAUCCGUGCGCUGUCGGUCCGGACUCCCAUUCUCACAGCCAAGGAGGCUCUCCUUAGUCUAUUUGAUGAUAUCUCCAGAAAGACUGUUGUCUUGGAUCGUCGUCAAGAGAAAGAGGCACAGGCCACUGUGAAGAAGGAGGCCAGUCGUCAAGCUCGGCACAACAAGCGCGAUUCGAACAGAACGCAGGCAAGGGGCGGCGGAAGCAGGCGGUCACCUAAGAACGCUGAAGAGGAGGAUGUUGGCGUGAAGGAAGUGUGGGUGCACCCGCUAUCCUCGGCGUCCUCGGUGUCUGGCAUCGCUACAAGCGACAGCAAUCACUCCGUCUCCUCGGCGGCAUCUCUAGAUGCCUGUAGUAGUGAUUUGUCAUCUAUAGACUCUGCCACAGUCAUAGCAGCAUCCACACUACACCAGCAACAUGUAUCUCUCAAGAAAUCCACAUCAUCGGAUAGUGUGAGAAAGCUGAAGAAGUAUGUCAUUCUUCGCUUCCUUCGCUUGCAUGGGAUGAUGCACACCAAGAUUGGAAUGGAGCACUUCAAGCGUGUGUGCACGGCAUUCCGACGUGACCUGGAUGAGCUAGUGCAGAGCCUGGAUGACAGCACACUGACAUUCACCAAGAUGAUGAUCAUCAAUGUGUUUGCCCUGCACCGCAUCCUUGUCACUGCUGCUGCUUCUAGCCCCGAGACAUCUAUACCAGUACAUAAGGAAACAACGUCAGUGUUUGCGGUGUUGAUGGACGCCCUACUUUCAUCAUGCAACGCUCAAGUCUCAAUCGUAAACAGCUACCUUGAUCGGACGGGCAAGACGUUUGAUCAGGCAUUGGAUGCUGGCAGUUCUCCUGACAGUGCUGCUGCAUCUCUUCCUGGUUUGUCCAGGCUUAGUUCCUUACUACCUGCAGUUUGGGUGGGACUGGCAUGGCUCAACAAUGACUUAGCGCGACGGAUUGAUGGCUUUCCUUGGCAAAGUUUGGCGGACUUGUUGAACAGCGUGAGGGCCUGGCCUCUUGAUGCGUUUGUCAAAGACUACGAUGAAUCCUGCGGGAAGUCACUGAUAACGCCUGUUGAGGAUCACCUGCUGAAUGGAUUUCUACCGUUGCAGAGUUGCUUUGAGCAGAUGCCUGCAUUUCACAAAGCCAGCAAAGACACCCCAAUCGCCAUUCUUGACUUUGCUGUGCGUGGCUACAUGCUGCUAGCGUGUGCGCAGUGCGUUGUCGGCAAGCGCUCCGAUCGGUCGCAAGCAAUUCGCCUGCAGCUGUCCGACAGUCCAGACCAGCGCUGUGCGGACUAUGUCGUGUGUCUCGAGGAAGAGAUGCCACCUCGCACGGCUACUCCUGAAGCGGCUCUGAGUGAUAGUGGCAGCAUGGCUCCUGGUGCAUCACCCUUGCAGCCAAGAUCAUCAUGGUAUAACCUAUGUGGCAAGAGUGAUGAUGAAGGUGACAGUGCCGGUGGCCAUGAAAAAGGCAAUACUGAUGGUGAUGACGAUGAGGUUGAUGAUGAUGAUGAUGACGAUGAGGAUGUUAUUGUUCUGGAUGAGAUUAGCCUUGAUGGUGAUGAUGAAGAUGUAUCUUGUGAUGAUGACGACGACGGUCAUGGACUAAUAGUGAUGGCAGGCAAAACUACCGAGGAAAGCAAUGCUGAUAACAGGGACGGUGUGAACACGGAUAUGGUUUCUGCGGCCGAUAGUGAUGUGGCAAUUGCAAUCCGUGAACUGAAAGAACGACGUGACAGUCUGCAGAGGCAGCUGCAGGCGGAGGAUGAUUUCCAGGAACGUGUCAAGGAAUUAGUCGAGGAGCAGGCCUCAUCAUCUGCUGUCAUCUUGACCAUCGCUCCGCGAUACCUCGUCUUGGAUACAAACUGCUUCAUUUCCUUUUUGCCGGAGCUUGAAGAGCUGGCGGAAACGUCGCAAUUUACGCUCAUUAUUCCUCUUGUUGUGGUUAAUGAGCUAGAUGGCUUGAAAAAGGUCCAGGCUGAUGACAGCGUACACGCCGAACCAGUGGGACGCAAUGCCAGGUCUGCACUGGCUUACCUGGAAGGGAAGUUUGCCAACAGGCACCGUAGCUUCAAGGCCAUGACGAACCAGGGCUCGCUGCUCAACACGAUUGCAUUCCGGAAAGAAGACGGCACUGCUGGUAGUGAGGGUAAUAACGAUGAUCUUGUCUUGAGCUGUGCUCAACGCCUGUGCAGGACGGAGGCGAGCACUGUCGAUCCAGCUAAGAAUCUCAUAGAGGUGAAACGAAACACCGUCCUCCUGACAGAGGACCGCAACCUGCGCGUCAAGGCUCACCUGCGCCACAUUCCAACACGUGGAGUGGCACACUUUCUGGCCUGGUUCAAGAACAAAGCGUGACCCCCAUGGAUGUGACCCCUUUCAGAUUUGAUUCCCAACCACACUGGUGUUAUUUUGAGUCUUUUUUUACUCCCAAUCGCACUGACGCUGGUAGUGUCCUGCUACAGCCUACAGAGCUCACAGUGUCCAGGGGUCCAGGGGUCCAUGCUAGUAGUGGCCAAGUACUGUAGACCACCAUGCUGGCUCAUGUAGCAAUGACUGCUGGGUAUAGUAGUGCUGGCUUGGAUGCUGUCAUCACCUGACUCUACUAUUUAAUACUGUAGUCUGACACACAAGUGAAACGUCCGUCAACAACAAGGACAAGGGCAAGAAGAACAAGAGCAAGAGGGAGUGGAAACGAGACGAGAACAGCGGGUAGUGACCAAGAACCAAACAACAGCGGAGCAGAGCCACGCCAUGCCCGCCACAGUUCAGUGUGGAGAUUCUACAACUUACAGUACAAGAGCACGUCAUGACGUACCUGUCAUUGCAACUAUGACUGUGUGUCAAGCAAGCACGCCACCAGUACACCAGUACAGGGACUAUCUACUGGACAUCAUGUCUGUACUGCAUGUGCAGCUGCCUGUGGCCUGUCAUGGCGGACAUCAAAAAAUAAUAGUCGACCACAUGUACAGUCCACGCCUACCUUUGGCCUGUCGUGGCAGGCAUGGAAUAAUGGCCACUCCUUGACAGUCCACAACUUGUGCAAUGGCUCUCCUCCAAUUAUGGCUUCGUAGCUUCUGAAAAUGGAAUAGAGAACCACUGUGCUAGCUGUGCAGAUCGGGACUUGUUUCUAGCUAUUAUGGCCAGUAGUAAUGGGACUCCAGCUCCUACAUUGCGUGGUGGUGUGGACCAACGCAGCAGCAAAGUGUGUUGUGUUUGUGGUCGAUGAAAGUGAGUAUUAGACAGCGUUGUGUUUGCGUGAGUGGACCCUCACUCACUUGAGAAGGGUGCCAGAGUGCUUUCAAACUACUUGUGAAGGCCUUGACAUCCUCCUGAUUGCAUUAUUGCACCAAGGCCAAGGCCACUGGUUGCACAGUCACUGGUAAGUAUGGUGGACAGUCACUGCAAUCAUGAUUGGAAAGGAGUGUCGUCGCGUGCAAACGGAGUUUGUGUUACAGCCUGCAUACCUUUGCAUUGCAUGCAUGUGCUGCUGCGUGUUGAACACGAGCUAUAGUUAGUAGAGUAGUACAUUGUAGUUAGUAAGGUUAGCUAGCAGCAGUACAGCUACUGAUGCAGUCUUGUUACUGUUAGUGUUUUACUAAAAAACGUAGUAUUCACCCAGGUCGUGUUACACAGUACCCCUUAUAAUGAGCUUACUACAGUAGUUUUACUGCCUAACUGCCCAGCAGCUAUGCCAGGCAUGCGCUGCUGCCCAUUACCACAUUGUGUUACAUGUGUUCCUGGCCUUAUGCCAAUAUAAUUACUUCGUACAUUACUAGUACUGCUAGUAGCUUCUCCAGCCAAAAGCCGUUUUGCAAUGCCAAUUGCCAUGCUGUGUGUUGUUCCAGUGGUAAGCUGGACUCAUUGCCACUGGCAAUCCUGCAACUGCACUCUGCAGGAAUUCUUUGAACUUGUUUUAGGCUAGUAACUUAGUUUUGCUUUGCUUGUAAAGCAUGUGUCACUUACUUUCCGUGUUCCUUUUCUUCUUCUUUUUUUGUUUGUUUUGCUUUUCACAUCUUAUGACAUGCCUAACUUUUUCUUGCAUGUUCUAUGGCUUUUACCAAGAGUAGAUAAGAGUAGUGGUUAUGUACUCUUGCUUUUACCAAGAGCUUUUACCACUUUAUGUCAAGUUUUGCUGAUCCAUGCAUGGAACCUUUUUUCUGUGUUCAUACCUGCCUUUUCUUUGCGCAGAGAACCCCUGCUGUGAAGGUCUUCCUGGUCAGGAAACCUAAACAAUUCCAUUCCACAAGUCUCGACCUUG